AUGGCUAUUGCAAAGCAAAGCGUCUUGAGAUUUGGCUUCAAAUGUCUCUUCCUAGCAACUUUUAUGCUAGCCUGUGAUGGACAAGGUGGAAAGAGAGAGAAUGGUGGUCCUGCCUGUUACGGAGGAUUUGAUUUGUAUUUCAUUCUAGACAAAUCAGGAAGUGUCCUGCACCAUUGGAAUGAAAUCUAUCAUUUUGUGGAACAUUUGGCCCGCAAGUUCAUAAGCCCUCAGCUGAGGAUGUCCUUCAUCGUUUUUUCAACUAGAGGGACAAUUCUAAUGAGGUUAACAGAAGACAGGGAACAGAUACGCCAGGGUCUAGAAGAGCUGCAGAAAGUCCUUCCAGGAGGCGACACAUACAUGCAUGAAGGAUUUGAAAGGGCAAGUGAACAGAUUUACUAUGAAAAUGUUCACGGUUACAGAACCGCAAGUGUCAUUAUUGCACUGACAGAUGGAGAACUCCAUGAAGACUUAUUUUUCUACUCUGAGAGGGAGGCUAAUCGGUCGCGCGACCUGGGAGCCACAGUGUAUUGUGUUGGUGUGAAAGACUUCAACGAGACCCAGCUGGCUAGAAUUGCCGACAGCAAAGAUCAUGUCUUUCCAGUGAAUGAUGGUUUUGAAGCCCUUCAGGGGAUCAUAGACUCGAUUUUGAAGAAGUCCUGUAUAGAAAUCCUGGCGGCAGAGCCUUCCAGUAUAUGUGCAGGGGAGUCGUUCCAGGUUGUCGUGAGAGGAAAUGGGUUUCGACAUGCCCGUAACGUUGACCGAGUGCUCUGCAGCUUCAGGAUCAAUGACACAGUUACUCUCAACGAGAAGCCUUUUGUAGUGGAAGAUACCUACUUACUCUGCCCAGCACCUGUGCUACGAGAAGUUGGCAUGGAAGCAGCUCUCCAAGUCAGUAUGAACGAUGGGCUGAGCUUCAUCUCGAGCUCCGUCAUCAUCUCCAGCACACACUGU
This is a messenger RNA of Pterocles gutturalis (yellow-throated sandgrouse), 951 nucleotides long. Its product is annotated as anthrax toxin receptor 1. Lineage: Eukaryota; Metazoa; Chordata; Aves; Pterocliformes; Pteroclidae. Gene Ontology annotation, molecular function: signaling receptor activity. The transcript is spliced from 12 exons. The record is from RefSeq and is a predicted model, not a curated record. The annotation marks the transcript as partial. Gene Ontology annotation, cellular component: membrane.